Penicillium atrosanguineum is the source of this 2160-nucleotide messenger RNA. RefSeq lists its product as uncharacterized. The record is from RefSeq and is a predicted model, not a curated record. NCBI's taxonomy places the organism in Eukaryota, Fungi, Ascomycota, Eurotiomycetes, Eurotiales, Aspergillaceae. The transcript is spliced from 4 exons. Bases 1 to 2160 code for a protein of 719 amino acids. Gene Ontology annotation, biological process: carbohydrate metabolic process.
AUGGCUUCUUUCGUCAGAAAAACGUUUAUUGCGAGCCUUGCAGCCGGCAUGGUAUGCAAUGCUGCUGCCAUCAGCAGGGAUAUCGCCGGCGAUGAUAGCUGGCAUCGAUUUGUUAGAUCGCCAAGCAGCCCGAUUCUGAAGCCCUAUAGUAUCCUGUCAGCUAACACGACUGGUGCUGUCAUCAAUCCCAGUGGUCUGCUUGAUGGAAAUGGUAACCCGACAGUUCUGACACGCAACGAAGGCGAUGAUGUCCCUUCGCUUGUUGUUGACUUUGGGCAGAAUGUGGUUGGUAUUGUUUCGAUCUCGUUUGCCGGAUCGACCAAUUCAUCUGAAGGAUAUCCUGGUUUGAAGCUGGCCUUUUCGGAGACUCAGCAGUACUUGACUAAUACCAGUGACUUCACUCGAUCUGAUAAUCUCCCAGCCGGCUCAAAAAUCACGAAUGGAACAGAUCAAAUUGCUGUUGCAAACGGACCAUAUACCUGGAGGGAUUCAACUGGCUGCGAACACGGUUCCCAAGUGUGUUCGGAUGGUCUUCACGGAUUCCGGUAUAUGAAGAUCUGGCUCGACGCUCUUGAGAGCGAUGCGCCUUAUGCUCAACCCUACGGCUCUGUCUCCAUCUCAAACAUUGAGCUCGAAUGGUCUGCCUACAUGGGAACCCCCGACACAUUCACCGGAUGGUUCGAGUGUUCCGAUGAGGAUCUCACUCAGUGGUGGUUCGAUGGUGUCUACACCACCGACAUGGACACUGAUGUUUUCCUUGCCAAUGAAACUGACCCCAGGAACUCUGCUACCCCCACACUCCAGGGCAAGCAAGUUCUUUUCGAUGGUGCCAAGCGCGAUCGUGACCCCUACGUUGGAGAUUUGGCUGUCGCUGCCCUGACCUCUUACCUGUCUCACAACUUUCCGGAAUCCACGCGCAAUAUCCUCGCAGACCUGGCCGAGCACCAGCGUGCUGAUGGGUGGAUCCCUCCUGCCAGCAUCAACAACUACACUCUCGAUCUAUAUGAUUACCCCAUGUGGUGGGUAGUGUCAACUGCCGAUCUAGUUAUGUAUACCGGCGACACGGACUUUGCGGUCCAGUACUACGACGUGAUGAAGAAGACAUUGGACGUCUACUACGGCCAAAACCUCACCUCCACUGGCGGUCUCCUCGAUAAAGAGAACGGCUAUGGUGACUACGCCUUCCUUCCCCGUUCUGGCCCUAUUACCUACUACAACGCUCUCUAUGUGCACGCUCUAAAAGCCGCCGCUCAUCUCGCCGAUAUUCUCGGUCACGAUGCCGACAGCAAGACUUGGACUUCACGCGCUUCUUCCGUUAGCGCCAAGCUACUUGCCCGUAACUGGGAUCCUGCGGUUGGUGCAUUCUUUGACGGAGGGCCUUGCCCCAAUGAAGCUGAAGGCACCAUUUGCAAUGUCCACGCCCAGGACGGUAAUGGGUUGUCCGUACUUUCGGGCGCCGUUAACUCCACGGUUGCGACCAGCCUACUUGACUACUACGCCAAAAACACGUCCCGUCCGUAUGGAAACGCGUUCUACGACAACGACGCCCUUCAGGAAGGGUUCUCGGAACGCGUUUACGCCUUCAUUUCUUACUUUGAGCUAGCGGCCCGGUUCGCUACAGUUGGUGCUGCAGGAUCGGCGUUUGACGAGAUUAAGCGUUUGUAUGGCUGGAUGUCGACGCAUGAUCCCGAAAUCACUUUCUGGGAGGGUAUUGGGCCCGGCGGAUCACCCUAUGAGGAAGGAUUUACGUCCAUGGCCCACGGCUGGUCAACGGGCAUUGUGCCUUUGAUGAGCAACUAUGUUCUUGGAAUCAAGCCUACUGGGCCCGGGUUCAAGACUUGGCAGAUUUGCCCUGUUGUUGAUGGUGGCAACCUUACCUGGGCCAGGGGACAAAUUGGUACAUUGCAGGGUCCGAUCAAGGUGUCCUGGCAGAAGAAGAGCGAUGGCGCUUUUGAGAUGCAAAUUGAUGCUCCUCAGGAUACCACUGGUGUUAUUUGCGUUCCGACUAGUGGAUCUAAGAACGCCCAGAUUGUGGUGGACGGGAAGAAGGUCAAUAGUAAUGCGAAGGCAUCUACGAUGGGACCGAUUGCGACAUCUGGAGAAAAUUUCAAGGUCCUUAAUGCCAAGGGUGGCUCGCAUACCAUUUUCGUCGGAGUCUGA